Messenger RNA from Linum tenue, 4359 nucleotides. Lineage: Eukaryota; Viridiplantae; Streptophyta; Magnoliopsida; Malpighiales; Linaceae. The record is from the annotation of a GenBank genome assembly.
CGGAGAAGCCGAUUUCUCUCUUUCCACCCUAUCAAUGAAGGAGAUCCACGCCAUUUCCAUUCCAGCAGCAACACAGUUUAAUUAUUAGAUUAGUACCCUAAUAAUAGUCAUCAAACGCUUAAUUACAAAAACCGUCGCUUCCUCCCUCCCUGUUUCGAAAUCUGGUUUUGGUUUGCUCGGCCAGCCAUGGCCGUUUCUCUCAUCAACAUCAUCUUUCCAAUCCCUCCCAAACCCCCUUUCUCUCCCUAGCCAACCUCUCCUCAACUCCUUCCGUCCCUCUCCAGUUCAUUUCUUCGUCGUGAUGCUCGUGUUCUGAAACCAAUUUCAUCGGUCCAAUUUCCAUGGCGAUCGUCACCGGCGAUCGCUACUUGGAAAAGCUGGUAAACUUCGUCGAGCAGCAGGCCGGUCCGCUGAUCGACGGCGCUCUCGUCCUCAAGCUCAACCCGGCGGGGCUCCACUACGUCCACUCCCGUCUCGAGGCCUUGCAGGAGCUGGAGAAUCUCGUCGCCGGUGCUCCCGUCGACUACCUCCGCGCCUACGUCUCCGACCUUGGGGACUACCGCGCGCUCGAGCAGCUCCGCCGUAUCCUCAGGCUGCUCACGUCGCUCAAGGUCGUCUCGGUCCUGCCGCCGCCGACGCGAGAUCCUACGCCUCUGUCCUUGCUGCCGUUUGAGAAGUUGAAGGUGUUGGAGCUUAGAGGAUGCGAUUUGUCAACUUCGGCUGCCAGGGGUUUGCUUGAGCUGAGGCAUACCUUGGAGAAGAUCGUCUGUCACAAUUCUACUGAUGCUCUUCGGCAUGUGUUUGCCAGCAGGAUUGUGGACAUCAAGGACUCUCCACACUGGAACAAGCUAUCGUUUGUGUCAUGUGCAUCUAACCGGUUGAUUUUGAUGGACGAGUCGCUGCAGCUCCUUCCGGCUGUUGAGAUUCUUGAUUUGAGUCGAAAUAAGUUUGCUAAAGUUGAUAAUCUACGGAAAUGUGUUAAUUUGAAGCACCUGGAUCUUGGAUUCAAUCAUCUAAGAAGAAUUGCUCCCUUCGGUGAGGUACCAUGCAACAUUGUUAAGCUUGUACUGAGGAACAAUGCAUUGACAACAUUGCAUGGCCUUGAGAACUUAAAAUCGCUAGAGCAUCUUGAUGUCUCAUACAAUAUCGUCUCCAACUUUUUGGAGCUGGAGGUCCUUUCAAGCCUUCCAUCACUAUGCAACUUGUGGCUGGAAGGAAAUCCAUUAUGUUGCGGGAGAUGGUAUCGAGCACAAGUAUUCAGCUAUUUUUCUCAACCUUGCAAUUUGAAGCUGGAUGACAAGCCGAUCAACACAAGGGAGUACUGGAAGAGACAAAUCAUAGUUGCCAGCCGACACAAGCGACCUGCCAGCUUUGGGUUUUAUUCUCCUGCUAUAGAAGAUGCUUUAGGAGUGGGUUGUAUCAACAAGAAAAAACAAAAAGUAUGUCGUCUUGCCUCAAUCAAGAGUGAUGAAGAUUGCUUGUCUUCUAUGUCCGAUCCGGAGUCUUCCGCAUGCAAUCAUGAGGCUCAAAGCAAGGAAGAGAACAUGAAAUCUGAUGAUGAAGCUGAAAUUGUCAAUUUGAUGAACAGAGUUGAACUCAUGAAGAAAGAGCGCUCUUCUCUUUGGUUGAAAGAAUUAAAGAAAUGGAUGGAUCCUGAACCUGUGAAAUCUUUGGAUUGCAAUACAUAUAAUGGCUCCAUCUCAGAGGCUGCAAAAGGAAUCAUUGAAGGAAACAAAGUAAGGCAGAAGCAUGAGGGAAAAGGGUCAAGAUGUUCCUGUGACUGUCUUCAAGCUUCUGAAGAUGAGACUAGCACCAAUGUUUUUGACUCAGACAGUUCCCUUAUGGACGUGCAUAAUGAUGCACAGGGUGGUAUUGCUGUGCCUGAUUCUGGAAGGAAGAUUUUCAAGUCGAAGUAUCAAGGGCUAGGUACUCCAACUGUGCGAACUGCGAGUUCACAUCUUGAUAAUUCCAAAGUCCAGAGAGGAUGGGGGAUGUUUGAAAAUGUUAGAUUAUCACCAUUGAACACGAUAGAUGACACAACAGAAUCUCUGUCGUCUUCUAAUUUCCAUGGGUCUCCACCUCACUAUCAAAGGGACCUUUUGCACCGUCGCCAUAACCUGGUGGAAGAAAUUAUGCAGCUUUCUGUCGAUUCCUAUUCAGUGGUAUCUUCUGAUACUGAUACAACUGCUAGCGAAGAUGAAUUUUAUGACAUUGGGCAUCCUAUGUAUCAAUAUGAUGAUGGAAGUCAAUUGGCUGAAGAAAACUGUAAUCCGAAUCUUUCAAGGAUCUCAUUAUCAGUUAGCAAUUGGGAGAAGACUGGUGAAGGGAAUUCUAUUCAUCACAGAGGAGGUGACAAAUAUGUAUGGAACUCGCAUUCUGGACAAAUAUCUAGUAUAUCAGAAAGAGCAGGUACAUGGACCAAUGGUUCGUCUGGUGUUUCUUGCAAUGGUGUAGUUCCUAAUUCUGAUGACCAAGAGGCUCAUGAGGCGGAGAAGAGCAAAGAUAGGAGCAAAGCAAGGAGAAUUGGUCAAAUAGCAGAAAAUUCGGUUGAAUGUACAGGCCCAUCAGGAAAGUCUAAUGGUUGUCCAAAUGCUUGUGAAGGCAUAAAUGAGAAUCAACGAGAGCAAAUAGUUGAGGAAAAUGGUAUUCUGGAGGCCAUUGAUGAGAAAUGGUUGCGUACAAGUGCGUUUACUUCCAUACAUUCAACGGUUGGUAAAUCUUCCGCUGAUUCCAUAGAGAAAGACUUCCCGUGAUGAGACCUGUCUUUAUUCUGUGUUUUGCAGUUGUAUUCUUGAGACAGAAGCCUCACUCAAGGAAAGGUAGACUUUCUUCAGUAACCGAGUGAAGUUGUGUUAUUAUGGAGCAGUGAGAUCAAGCUGCAUUUGCUGCUUAUCGGUUUAGCUUUGAAUGGUACAGCAUCACAAAUAUGGAGGUUCUCUUUGCUGGCAUGCUGCAGGAAAUACUUUCAUUUUGUUACAAAAUUGAAGAUGUUAGUGAAGUCAUGACUGGCAUUGGACUUCAGAUCGUGAGAGUGUCCAUCCAGAGGCAAGCAACCUACUUGUUUCUGACCAGGAGCAUUGAAAAGUCAAGGCCAGCUCUUUUGUCCUUUGGAUCUUUUCAGUUCCUUGCCGUCAAAUGAGACUUUUUCAUUCAUAAGGUUCUCUAUGUUAUCCCCUUUCUCAUAUGAAUUAUGUUUUGAUUAAUUGAUUUCUGGCAGUGCAUGUGUAGUAAUAUUUCAGAUUGGCCAAUUAGUCCGGACUUUUCUGUUCACGUGUCUUUUAUUUAAAAUUCUACCGGUGUAUUUUGGAAACCUGUGUGGCAGUUUGGAGCAGGUUCAGGUUGAGUUGUUUGAGAAACAAAUAUGUGGUGGUUCAAGAACAAGCAUAUAUCAAAUAUUCUAUGGUUCAUUUCCGUCACAGCAACACAGGUGAGCUUUCUUCUCCUAAACUAGUGGACUUGAUGAUGAUAUUAGAACUUAGACGGACAUGAAAUGCCUAGAACAUUUAUUUAGUGCAAAGCAAGGCCUUUGAUAGGUAGCAUGGAGGAAGAACCGCCACGCCACACCAGUUGAUGAUAAGGUUUUUUAGGUUUGGCACCUUAACUCAAGGUUGAUGACUCUUAGAAGUCACAAUGAAUGACUCUUGCAAAAAGGCACUGAAAUUUGUAUUCACAAUACAAGCCCUCUUAUAUAGAGAGGCUGUAAAGUAGAAGAAAGAAAUCCCACUACUAGCCGAAUAGUAACCUUGUGAAAUUCUGCAUAGAAACCUGGAAUGGAAAGCUCUUGAAGAUUGUUCUUAGCGGAUUAGUUGAAGCUGGAAGAUGGUUCAUCCUGUGGUGAUUGGAAUUAUCUUUAUACUAGUUUGUUUUGUCACGAAGUCCUGCUAUGCUAAUAACCAUCUUGUUCUUGUUCAUCUUCUUUUGCUGAUUAGUUGAAGCUGGAUGACAAGCCAAUCAGCACAAGGGAAGGGAGUACUGGUUGCGUCUCUUGCCUGCCAUUCAUAAGCACAAGCAAUGGUGGCCUGAAGGGCCAAAUAAUUACAGCAUGUCUGCAACAGAUGCAAAGACAGGAAGGUUGAGAGGGCCAAAUUGGAGUUGCUUGCUAUAGCAAGGGUCGAAGGCAUGUUUCAAGUGAAGCGCGGCGCAUCUGUACACCAUAUUUAUUCAGUGCAUCAAACCUGUAUAGAUAGGCAUAAGCUAGUGGAGUUGUGUCAUAGCCCAAGAAGCUUGCAAUCUGAUUAGCAACAACUUUACUUUCUUCCAACAAGCAAUGCCAAUACAAAGUGGGAUGUUAACAAGUACAUAGCAUGUUUUCCUUAACCAUCUAUAUAUAUAUAUAGAGUGCCGUAUUCGGUGCACCCG